UCCAAUGCAAGAAAAUCGAAAGCCUGUGCUGGUCGUGCCAACGUCGACGAAGCGAGCUUUUGGGGAAGCUCGAGGAGCAACGGGUGGUGCGAUUUGACGAGUGGCAGUGGAAAGUCAGCUACAGCGCGCCCCAAGCAAUGUUGGCAGAAAAGGACGCGAUUGACCGGAAGGUGGAAAGGCAGGUGGAAAAGAACGCGAUCAAAAAGGAAAAGAGCAAGUCGGGAAGAGUGUCUUGGAGGAAGAGCAAGAAGUAAGGACCAAGGCGUGACGUGUGAUUGGUCGACGCGGGCUGUACCGGACUUCGCGCGCAUGCCUGCUGCUGCUGCGACCGUCAAACGACGACGACGACGAUUGAGACGGCGAGCGAUUGUAUACUACCCACAACCAACCAAUCCAAACAAAGCCACCCACACACACACACAUCGCCCAAGAUGCCGACACCCGAGUCAAUCCAGUUCCGCAUGCAAAAGCCCAAGGUGCCGCCAACCUUUGAGGGCGUCGACUACGACAACAACCAGCAACUCAAGGCGGCUCAGGAUGCCGUCUUGCGCGAGCAAUGGGUCCAGAGCAUGAUGGCACGUCUUCUCAGAGAGGAGAUGGGCAAGUGCUACUACCGCGAGGGUGUCAACCACCUCGAGAAGUGCGGUCACCUCAGAGAACGCUACCUCGAGCAACUGAAGCAUUCCAAGGUCAAGGGCUACCUCUUCGAGCAACAGAACAUCACCCCCAGCUCAAGCUCAUAAUUCCGAACGCCCUACUUUCCUCUCUCUCUCUCUCUCUCUCUCUCCGACUGGCCGACCACUUCUCCCCCGUUCCUGUCUGUCGACCAUCGGCCCUUUUCCUACACGCCUCACAUACCUUGACACGUUUAUCGCGAAGCGAAGCUGCCACACGCCGCUCACA
Messenger RNA from Aureobasidium pullulans EXF-150, 903 nucleotides. RefSeq lists its product as uncharacterized. The record is from RefSeq and is a predicted model, not a curated record. The coding region runs from base 432 to 743 and encodes 103 amino acids. The transcript has 2 exons. Lineage: Eukaryota; Fungi; Ascomycota; Dothideomycetes; Dothideales; Saccotheciaceae.